CCUAGCAUCUAUCGAAGCGCAGCCACAGCGAUCGCGACCGCCUCGAAAAGCCGUCGGCCAUCUCUAUCGAUGUCGCUCUUUCUCCCCAUGUGACGCUCUCGCUCGGAAUUGCCCUGGCGCCGGCUGAACACGAGCGCCUUUUUGGCGCAUGGCGACGGGCCAACGACGUCGCCAACAGUCAACCCGGACCGACAAUGUCCAUCACAAAUGGCCAGCAUAUCUGGCCGACAUCCGCUCUCAACCAUUCCAGCGGCAUGAGGAUGCACCAUGUCGUCGAAGAUGGCCUGGCGCGCACACAAACCCCUAGCGACAACCCGAUGACGCUGAUGCCUGAGGCAUCCGAUCUGGACGAAGACCAGCGCCGCGCCCAUUUUGCCGACAUGUUCCGCAGAACCGAGGAGAGGAUCGCGCAGCUUUUCGGCGACGAUGGAUGCUAUGAUGAAGCUGCCAUCGACACCUUCAAGCGCGCCCCCCAUUCCCCCAACCACCUCCCCCCUCCCGCGACCGACCACGCGCCCAUCCAAGAGCCGCCCCGCAAAAGAGCGAAGCGCGUCAUCGAUGAGGACGAUUAUGGCGAUGAUGAUGAUGAUGACGAUGACGAAGACGAAGACCAGGGUCGAGACGAUGACGAUCGCGACAACACGCAGGCGUCGCAUCCCUAUAAGUCAAAGCACGCCAGUACCGCUGCUGCCAAGACCCUCUUGUCCCCCUCCAAGUCCGGUAGCUCGCCUGUUCACUCCGUCCCGUCGCCGGGAAAGCAAACAGACAGAGCCAGAGAUGAUGGUUCGCGCGGUCAUGCGAAGACAUCGGAAGACGCGCGCAAGGAACUCGAGGAAGCGCGCAAUGCGACCGAAGGCGCCGCGAAGCAAAGCUUUCACACUCUCUUCUACACACUGGAAAAUGACCGAACCACAAUGCUGGAACAGCAGCAGCUCGAGGAGUCUGAGAAACAGCUGCAAGCAGAAAUGGACAAGACAAGCCACCAAAACCCGAAUCAAGGUCCUGGACAGAAUCACGGCUCGCUCAGUAACGCCAAUCUGGGCGCGUCAAGUCUCACCCUAAAACAUCUCAUCGCGAGGAUAGAUCUGAAGCGCGACCAAGUCCGUGCGUCCGAUGCUGAGCUGCGCUCCCUCAUGAACGAAGUGCGUAAGAACAGGAGUAAAUGGGCAAGCGAAGAGAACGUGGGACAGGAGGAGCUCUACGAGGCGUUGGAGAAGGUCCUCAGCGAGCUAAAGGCUCACACGGAGUACUCGACCCCUUUUUUGAAUCGGGUAAAUAAAAGGGACGCGCCCGACUACUAUAACUUGAUCAAGCAACCCAUGGAUCUGGGCACCAUGACCAAGAAACUGAAAGGGCUUCAGUACAAGUCCAAGACAGAAUUUGUCGUCGACUUGAACCUUAUUUGGGACAACUGUCUCAAAUAUAACGGGGAAAUGAACCAUCCGCUUCGCCGCCUGGCCAAUGCCAUGCGCAAGGAAGCCGAGAAGCUCAUUCCCCUUAUUCCCGACGUCUUCAUCAGACCGAGGGCCGAAGUGGAAGCGGAGGAGCGACGGAAGCAGAACGGUGGUGACGACGAUGGCGGCGACGACAGCGACGACGAGCCGAUAAUGUCGUCUCGUGGACGUGGAGUGAAGGGAGCGAACAAGUCCCGAAGAGCGCAAUCGGACCAAAAGGAAGGCACUCCGAACGUGGAGCAGAAGCCGUUGCUACAGUUAAAUGGACUCCUUGCAAAAUCCCACAGAGAGGGUUCAGAGGUUGAUGGCAGCAAUGGCUUCGCAACGCCUCCAAUCGCCGGCUCCAUCACUCCCAGUGGGUUGAACGGCCAUUCUGGUGUUAGCAAUGUUGACGCCAUGGAUAUCGACGGGCCGUCAUUGAACGGCAUGGCCUUGGGUCAGGCCCUCGGAGACGCGGCAGAGCAGGUUUACGAGGACGAAGCGUACAAGAUCUGGAAGCAAGUCACUAAGAAGGGCCGCGCUCUCAUAGCCAAGGAACGCUAUCAGCUAUUCAGAGGUAAUAAGCUCAACGUCGACGCGCCUGCUCUGCUAAGAACCAAGGCCGGAAUGCGUCGCUUCAUAAAGGCUCGAAGAGAGGCGGAAGCAACCGGUAUCUUACACGCUUCCCAGGUUGACGCCUCAGCCGCCGGCCCGAACGAAGGCGCAAAGGCGGGGGAAACGCUAGCUGAGGGCAUGGAAGACGAGGUUGACCGAAUAGUCCCCGAAUACUAUGAGCCACAAACCGUGAUCCCAGACAUUCCUCCGAAGCUUCAGUGGAUUGAGGACAGCGAAGGACAAGUGACCAACCAGCAUGAGGAGAUUCUCAGGCGCGUCCCCCCUGGGCAAUUCAUUUCGCCGCCUAGUCGGCUCACCAAGAAAUUCGACGCAAACCUCCGGCAGAUGCAAGAGACCCGCAAGCUCUGCUCCAAAAUCAGCGUCAUCAAGCAGAUGCAAAUACAAACCCAGUUGUACACUAAUCAAUUCCCUAAAUAUAACCCGGAACCUUUUCUGGAAGCGGAUAUAGAGCCGCAUGUUAUUGCCGGGGAGGGGCCCGUCAUGGCUCCUGAGGUCUGCAGGUCAGCCAUGCAGCGCUCUGUUGCAAAGAUAUUCUACCACGCAGGGUUUGAGGAGCUCCAACCCUCAGCUCUUGAUGCCAUCACCGACAUUGCGGGCGACUACUUCAUGAAAAUAGUUCGGUCGUUUAACGUGUACCGAGAGGCCGAGAAGAAGCCGGCCACCGGGACCUGGCGGGCGAAUGGCGCUCGGUUCCAGCCUCGAUACACCCCAGAGGAGGUCCUGCUUCAUACCCUUUCCGAGAGCGGACAUGACAUUGAGACGCUUGAGACCUACGCUCGGGAUGACAUUGAUCGACUUGGCUCAAAACUUGGCCAGAUCCACGAACGUAUGAGGGCUCACCUUGCCGAUCUUCUCCGACCGGCUCUCACCGACGGCGGCGCAGAUGGGUCUGGCGCCUUCAACGACGACAGCGAGCAAUUCGUAGGCGGCGACUUUGCUGAGGAGCUCGGCGAGGACUUCUUUGGCUUCAAGGCACUCGGCCUCGACAAGGACCUGGGCCUCGAGAUGAUGUCGGUUCCGCUACACCUCCUCCAGUCACGCGUCCGCAGCCAGUACCAGAUGCAGACGCAGACCGCUGGUGUGGCCGCCUCGGAUCUCUUUGAAGCAUUACCUCCAUCAGAACCCGUGACCAAGGAGAACAUACAGGAGCAAAUCGGCUUGGUCAAGAAUUUCUUCCUUGCUAAACUCCACGCUAACGGGGAUCAGCCACUAGUUGAGGAUGAGGAUCUGCCAGUCAAGCAACGGCGCCCUCGACCUCGUCUAGGUGCAACGGGCAAGAUCGUGUCUCCGCAAAAGCGCCCUCCCAAGGAGCAGAUUGCUCUAGCCAAAAAGAAGAAGAAGCUGGAGUCUGGAUUGGCCCAGAUAACGGAUGGGAAGGGUGUCAACGCCUUGCCCGAGAAGGGCGGAGCUGGUGGCACACCGUCAAAGAAUAAGCUCAAGGCCGUCAUGAACGGAACGGGCCCGAGCAGCCUGAAUCUUGCCCCUCCCAUGGAAAGAGUCGAGAGCAUGCAAAGCCAGACGAAUGCCAGCCAGACAGAUAAGGAUGACGGCGUGGGCAUGAUGAGCCCAGAAAGUCUUGAGCAGAGAUAGGGGGGUGCUUGGGAAGGUUGAUGGCAAUUCUGGCGUUUUUCUAUGUUCUCGGUAUUUCCAGCGUAUCCCAGACGCUUUUCGGCCGCGGGCUCACCCAAGCGCGUGGCACAGUGCACAUUAGUUCGUCUCUAUUUUCCAGGUCACGGUUCUCAUUCCUUUUUUCCUAUUUCCAUUUUCAUUCUCCUGGCUCGAGGCAACCACUGUAACAGGGCUUACAGUCGCCUAAGCUCGUUUUAUGUUGCUCUUAUUCUAUUGUACAUGUUGUUGUUGGCCUACAGCCUAUCCUUAUUCUCGUUGCUGUACCCUUUGAUAUGACGUGCCACA
Lasiosphaeria miniovina is the source of this 3983-nucleotide messenger RNA. RefSeq lists its product as uncharacterized. NCBI's taxonomy places the organism in Eukaryota, Fungi, Ascomycota, Sordariomycetes, Sordariales, Lasiosphaeriaceae. The record is from RefSeq and is a predicted model, not a curated record. The coding region runs from base 195 to 3659 and encodes 1154 amino acids. Gene Ontology annotation, molecular function: structural molecule activity; protein heterodimerization activity. The transcript is spliced from 3 exons. Gene Ontology annotation, biological process: regulation of transcription by RNA polymerase II. Gene Ontology annotation, cellular component: SAGA complex; SLIK (SAGA-like) complex.